ACUUACCUGAUCGACUUGAUUACAUACACAGUCAUCAGUACUAACUCAAUCGACUUCUUGAAGCUAUUUUGACAGUUAGAAUUUCUCAGGGGAAGAUUACUCUGCUCCUCGUAGUGAGCGGUGUGCUUUUAACAUAUUUCUCAACUGAACGUCACUAAGGUUAAAAAGGAGUAAAACUCGAGAUCGAGGAAUCGAACCUUCGGCCCUACGGCUACGGCUAAAUUAGGAUUAUUGUGCUACUAAGAGCGGCCUAUAAUCUACAAAUCUCAACUCCUACAUACCCGUCAAUCUUCAAACUACCUAGCAAAAUGUUACACGUCUCCGCCGUCAGCGGCCCCAGCGGCGGCGCCUUCGUAGCCACGGAGCUGCGCUCCAUCGAGCUCUCGAACCAGGCCUCAGCCGCUCUGCGCCAGGGCCGCGCGGACGAGGCCAUCACACUGCACAAGCAAGCGCUGGAGCUGAAGCUGCAGACGAACCCGGAGCUCUGCGUGAAGACGGGCAUCACGUACAACGGCCUGGGCGAGGCGCUGCUCCGCGCCGGCCGCCUCGACGAGGCCGACGACGCCUUCUCCAAGGCCCUCACCAUCCGCGAGCGCGAGGGCCCCGCCCAGGACGCGGCCAUGACCCGCGACAACGUCGGCCAGCUGCGGGAGGCGCAGGGCCGGUUCGCGGACGCCAGGGAAGUGCGCCUUCGGGGCGCGGCGAAGAAGACGAUUAUGUGUGGCAACUACGACUGUCCCACCCAGGGAACAUUUGCUUUGGAUAAGCUAAGCGCCUGCUCCGCCUGCAAAUCGGUCUUCUACUGUUCCAGAGCUUGUCAGAAGAAGGACUGGGCCACGCGGCACAAGCCCUUGUGCCAGGCGCACACGGCCGCCUCGCAACCCACCAAGCCAGCUGACACGCAGCUUAACCCGCAGAACGGUUCUCAGAAGGCCGACUCACAACCCGCCGGCCCUCAGGACACGACCUCGGCAUAAAAUCUUCCGGAAUUAGGUAUUGUGAUGGCAUUUGGGUACUAGAUGAAGUAGAUUAGUAC
Annulohypoxylon truncatum is the source of this 1036-nucleotide messenger RNA. RefSeq lists its product as uncharacterized. The transcript is spliced from 3 exons. NCBI's taxonomy places the organism in Eukaryota, Fungi, Ascomycota, Sordariomycetes, Xylariales, Hypoxylaceae. Bases 309 to 977 code for a protein of 222 amino acids. The record is from RefSeq and is a predicted model, not a curated record. Gene Ontology annotation, molecular function: protein binding.